AUGCCUAUCGCCGUGGUAGGCAUGGCCUGUCGAUUUCCCGGCGAUGGUGAGGAUGUCGAGUCUCUCUUUGAGAUGUUGCAGAAGGGCGACAGCGCCUGGUCUGAAUUCCCAGCCGACCGCGUCAACAUCGAUGGCUUCUACCACCCGAGCGGAAGUAGACAGGGCUCCAUCGGCUUCAAAGGCGCGCAUUUCCUCAAGGGCAACAUCAAGGCAUUCGACGCGUCCUUUUUCAACAUCUCACAGACAGAGGCACAGGCCAUCGACCCGCAGCAGCGCCUUUUGCUGGAGGUCACAUACCAGGCUCUCGAGAAUGCUGGAUACUCAAAAGAGUCUCUUGAUCUAUCAGAGACGUCAGUCAACGUCGGCACAUUCGUCAAAGACUACGAGCAAGUUGUUCUUCGUGACUCAGACUGGGCACCCCAGUACGCAGCCACAGGCACAGGUAAUGCCAUCCUUGCCAACCGCAUCUCGUAUCAAUUCAAUCUCCGCGGGCCCAGCCAGACUGUCGACACGGGCUGCAGCGCCAGCCUCGUGGGGGUACACAAUGGCUGCCAGGACCUACGGACGGGACGGGCCGAUCUUGCCAUUGCCGCGGGCGUCGGCAUGAUUCUCACCCCUGCAACCAUGAUGCCCAUGACAGCACUGAACUUCCUUGGCAAGGAUGGCAAAUGCUAUACCUUUACAAACAAGGCAGAAGGCUACGGGCGCGGUGAGGGGGUGGGUGUGGUGGUUCUGAAGCGGCUCGACGAUGCGCUGAGGGACAAUGAUACCAUUCGCGCGGUGAUCCGAGGGUCCAGAGUCAACCAAGAUGGCAAAACGCCUGGUAUCACCAUGCCCAGCGCCGCUGCACAGCUGUCCAACAUCAAGGCCGUCUACAAGGAGGCGGGACUCGCGGUCGACCAGACUGCUUUUGUCGAGUGCCACGGUACAGGCACACCAGCAGGCGAUCCCAAGGAGACCUUUGCCGUUUCUAAGGCGUUCUGCAGCAAUCGCGACGCCGACGACCCCAUCUACGUCGGGUCCAUCAAGCCCAACGUUGGUCACCUGGAGGGCGCAGCUGGUGUUGCUGGGCUGAUCAAGGCGGUCAUGGCUGUGGAGAGGGGCAAAAUUCCUAAGAAUCUCUACUUCGACCCCUCCAUCAGCAACCCCGAAAUACAUUUUGAAGAGUGGAAAGUGAAGGUUCCCACCAAGCUCACAUCCUGGCCCAAGGAUGGUCUUCGACGAGCAAGUGUCAACUGCUUUGGCUUUGGCGGAACGAAUGCCCACAUUAUCCUCGACGAUGCUGGCACGUAUCUCUCCCAGCGAGCCUUGCCUGGCAACCACCGAUCUGUGCCCACGACUGAAGGCAGCAGCACUGUCAAUAGGAAACAAAAGACCUUUGCCAGCACGCAGCUGUGCCUCAUCUCGUCCCAUGAGAAGAAUGGCAUCGCCAAGAUCACUGAAGGCCAUGCGCCCUUCAUCGCCAGUCAUGCUGAAGAUGCCAGCAUCCUCGCCGACUACGCCUAUACUUUAUCCCGUCGUUCCACGCUCGAGUACAGGACCUUCGUUGUCGCCCAGUCGGCACAGCGACUAGCUGCGCGGCUCAGCGACCCAGAAGCCUACAAGAUCCAACGCUUCGCUGCCGAUAAUACCGGCAAACCCAAGUUUGCCAUGGUCUUCUGCGGCCAGGGCGCCCAGUGGCACGCCAUGGGCCGCGAGCUGAUGGAGUUCGAGCCUUUCUGCAACAGCCUUGUUGGCGCCUCAAAGUACCUGUCCAAGAUCGUCGGUAGCGACUUCGAUCUCCUGAGAGAGCUCCAGCAAGAUGAUCCUGCCCUCAGCCGCAUCCACGAGCCCAAGUUUGCCCAGCCUGCGACUACGGCAGUACAGGUUGCCCUUGUCGACCUGCUGAGGGCUUCCAAAAUCUGUCCUGAGGCUGUGGUCGGUCAUUCCUCUGGUGAGAUUGCAGCUGCUUACGCCGCUGGUUACCUCGCUAGGGAGGACGCGUGGCUCAUCGCCUUUCGACGCGGACAGUAUGCCAACUCCAUUGUGCACCGGCACACCGCGAUCAAAGGUCAAAUGAUAGCCGUGGGUCUCUCAGCUGCUGAGGCCAGGAAGUAUGUCAAGGCGGUCGCCCCUGGGUCUGUUGUGAUCGCCUGCGAAAACAGCCCUGCGUCUGUCACUCUGUCUGGCGAUGAAGAGCAGAUUCUUCACAUCGCUGACAUGCUGGCUGCCGAUCAUGUGUGGUACACAGUGCUGGCUGUCACGACCGCCUACCACUCUCAUCACAUGCGGCUUGUCGAAGAAGAAUACAAGCAGUCGCUCCAGGGCAUCACUCCGUUGACGAGCAACCAAGGCCCCAAGAUGUUCUCGUCCGUGACUGGAGAGAUUGUUGACGGCGCCCUGCUUGAUGCGAGUUACUGGUCUGCCAACUUGGUCUCGCCUGUGCUCUACAACCAGGCCUUCUCCGCCAUGUACAAGGCCGUGAAACCCAAGUUUGUCAUUGAGGUCAGCCCAUCUGUGACGCUGAACCGACCAAUCCGGGAGAUUGUCAGCGCGAUUGACUCCAGGAAGAGCAAGGAAUUUUGCUGCAUUCCUCUGCUCAAGUAUAAUCACCAAGCCUCAGUCACGAUGCUUGAGGCUCUGGGGGAGAUCUGGUCGCGGGGUGUUCCUUUAGAGCUCUCCUGGGUGUGGAAGAGCAAGGAGGGUUUCCUGCCGCAGGUUCUUGUCGAUCUGCCUCCCUAUCCUUUCAAUCACUCCAAGUCCUACUGGUUUGAGUCACACCUGGGCACCGCCCUUCGUUUCCGCAAGCAUGGCCGCGAGGACCUGAUCGGCGCGCCUCUUGUUGAAUCAACACCACAGGACCCUCGAUGGCGCGGCUUCUUCAGACUUGAAGAGAACCCCUGGUUGGCAGACCACCAAGUCCAGAAGACCAUCAUCUACCCGGCCUCUGGUCUUCUCACUAUGGCCCUGGAAGCUGCAAGACAGUGUAGCGAACCAUCACUCUCAGUGGACGCAUACCAGAUCUCCAAUUUUAACAUCAUCAAGCCGGUCAUCAUACCAGCAGGGCCGCACGGCUUGGAACACAUUCUCAACACCAAGGUGAUGAAGGUUCCCUCGCCUGACGCGACGCACUGCUCGACUGUCUACUCUUUCUCAAUAAUGACGAGGACAGAGUAUGGACACUGGCAGGAGAACGCAGAAGGUCUCUUUACCAUCUUCUACAGCGGUAAGGCUACUGGCGUGCCAGGUCAGGCGAUGUUUCACGGGGAGGACCACCACGGCACCUACCAGCAGCUCAGUUCUGAGUGCACCCGGACCAUCAACCCUCGACAGCUCUACGAGCGUCUGGAUGGGAUUGGCCUGAACUAUGGCCCCAUGUUCCAAAACAUUGUUGCCCUUUCCAAGAGUCAGCGGGCCUGCACCAGUAUUGUCCGCAUACCAGAUACAAAGUCCAAGAUGCCUGCACAGUUCGAGUAUGACCACCUGAUCCACCCCGCGACCCUCGACACCAUGUUUCAAACUGUCUUUGCGAUUGGAGACUCUACCAUGGUACCCUCCUAUAUCCGCCAGAUCACCUUUUCCCCAGGCAUGCUCCGCGGUGCCGGUGCGAAGUUUCAUGGUUAUGCGACUGCCCAGCUCAAGGGGUUUAGAGAGGCGCAGGCUGAUAUUGUCAUGUCUGAUGCGACAUUCAGCAAGCCCAUGGUUGUCGUCAAGGGGAUGGAGUUUGUCAAAAUCUCCUCCGACGCCUCGAGCUUUCUGCCGAGCAACCGAAAUCUGUGCAGCGAGAUGUUCUGGCAUGAUCUAGGGCCUGUGCCUUCAUACACGAAUGGCACGACUGCUGUCGACGAGGGGAAAACGGGCAUUCUUUUGCUUCCAGACGGCAACAUCUCGGCGGAACUAACCCUUGUGCUCCGUCAUCUUGCGCUGCCGAGUCUUGAGCCCGUUCGCCUGUCACAGCUGUCCGAGCAGCACAUGCACCAGCUUUGUAUUUCCCUCGUCGAGAUUGAUCAGUCCCUCCUGUUCGACAUGCAGCCCCAGACGUUUUCUCUGCUCAAAAAGGUUCUGACGGCCACAAGCGGCCUGCUCUGGGUCACGACGGGUGCUCAGAAUGCGGUCGACAACCCCGCCAAGGCGCCUUUCUACGGUCUGGCCAGGACCAUCCGCUCGGAGGACUCGUCGAAACGCAUUGUCACUCUGGAUCUCGGUACCAUUCAGAGCCAGGGCGAAGCUGCCCUGUCGGCGUCGGCGUCUGCAAUCACAUGGGUAUUCAAGUCUUCCUUUGUCAAGCCUAAUCUGGACAUUAUUCCUGAAGUUGAAUACUCUCUGCGUGAUCGCAGGCUUUUCGGUGCUCGCUUGCGUCCUCUGGAAGCACUGAACAACGUCAUCGAAAAAGGGGAUGAUGAAGCGAUCCAGAUCCAGAAGUUGACUUUGGAGAAGAUCGAAGGCCCUGUCGAAGUCAAAGUUGGCCAUGUCACUGACAUCAAGAGCACAUAUUUUGUGACUGACGCGUCGGUCCAACGACCUCUAGGCGCCAACGAAGUCCGCAUCACGGUCGAUAGCACCCACUUGUUCCCCAUUGAUCUUGAAACCAUCAUGGGCAAGAGCAGCGAGAGUGUUUUGGGCGCUGACGUCGUCGGCACGGUGACAGAGAUGGGGAACAACGUCACUGGUCUCCCUAUCGGCAGCCUUGUGAUUGCUCUGGCGCGAAGCACCAUCAAAACCUCCAUUAUUUUGAACCAAAGCUUCGUUCAUAAGCUUCAAGAUCGGUCAUCAAUCCGGGGUUUGAGCCCGACUGCUUUGGUCACUGCCUACUAUGGGCUCACCACGGUCGGAUGCAUCUCCUCGGGAGAUAUGGUCUUCGUCGAUCGUGCUUGCGGCCCAUACGGCGACGCAGUCCUUCGCCUCUCCAAGGCUCUUGGAGCAACCACCUUCGUUGGCGUCCUGAAUGCAGAGGAAAAAGACUUCAUCCACACCAAUUACGACAUUCCCAUGGACUGCAUCAUCGACACGACCAACGAUCGCUUCCCUGACGAGAUCAUGCGUCUGACAGGAGGAGCUGGCGUGGAACUGUUCUUCUCGCCAUCCCCUGCCCACCUCGAUCUGAGCUCGCAAUGCGUCGCCACGAAUGGCCACCUCUUUCUGAUCGUCAACGCCAAUGCGACCAUGUUAACCACAGCUGUCAUCCCUCAACACGCCAACAUCUCCUUCCACAAGUUUGACCUCUUUGCUCUGCUUGAGAAGCGCCAAAAGGUCUUUUCCAAGGCGUGGUCAGAGGUACUCGAGCUGCAACUCUCAGGCCAGCUCGGGAAGUGUCCCGACAGCCUCGUGCUCGAGGAACGCGUGGAGCACCUAGAUGAUCUCUGGGAGACCAUGUCUGCCAGGCCUGGCCGACAUCUGAACACUGUGACUUUUACAGACAGUUCUGUGGUUCGUCUGGGCACAAACCCUCUCAAGCCAGUGUCUUUGGAUCCCAAUGCGACCUACGUCUUAGCCGGCGGUCUGGGCGGGCUGGGCAAGGCAGCGGCCGAAAUGAUGGUCUGCCGUGGUGCUCGCUACUUGCUCUUCCUGUCACGAUCUGGUGCCAAAGCCCUCAAGGACGUCGAUUUCCUGGAGUCACUGUCACAACGUGGCGUUCUUGCCAAGGCCCUUGCUGUGGAUAUCUGCCACGAGGAGGCCCUCCGACAGGCCCUCGCCAGCGCCGACAUGCCACCCAUCAAGGGUGCUAUGCAAUGCGCUGCUGUCAUCGCCGACGCCGUGUGGGAGAAGAUGACGUACGAGGAGUGGUCUGCCACGACACGUCCCAAGAUCGUAGGCUCGUGGAAUCUGCACCAGGUCCUGCCGCAGGAUAUGGACUUUUUCAUCUUCCUGUCGUCGGCAUCAGGUGUCAUCGGCAACCGCGGCCAGGGAAAUUACGCAGCUGGCAAUUGCUAUCAGGACGCGCUGGCCUGGCACCGUGCCUCCAAGGGAAUGCACUCGGUCUCGAUUGACCUUGGACCAGUCGCAGGCGCGGGCAUGCUCGAGGACGACGACGCCACCUGCGCCAAGCUCAAGGCCAGCGGCUUCUUCAUGGUGCUUCUGGAAGACUACCUCUUCCUCGUCGAGCGUGCCAUGUGUGGCGGCCACGGCGGCCCUCUCUCACUGCCGCCGCAGGUCGUCACUGGUGUCGGCACAGGGGGGCUCAUUCUUCAGAACGAGGUCUCGGACCCGUACUGGGCCGAGACGAAGCUGUUCGAGCUCCUGAACCAGAUCGACCAGCCCCAGGCCCCAUCCGACGACAGUAGCCGCGGCAUCGGCCGCGCCCUGGCCCUGGCCCUCCGGCACGCGGACGGCCUGGAUGAUGCGUGCGAGGUGGUGCUGCGCGGCUGCAUCAACUACCUGUCGGCGUCUCUCAGUAUGUCUUCGGCCGACAUGGACGCCGACAAGAGCCUGACGGCGUACGGGGUGGACUCGCUCGUGACCUCCAGCUUCCGAAGCUGGAUCUUCAAGAACUUGGGCGUCAAGAUCACGGACAUGGAGGUCAUCGGGGCUGCGAGUAUCAUGGAGCUUGCCAGGAGCAUUGCGGAGAAGGGAGGCUGGGGUGUUUAA
Messenger RNA from Cryphonectria parasitica EP155, 6564 nucleotides. RefSeq lists its product as uncharacterized. Gene Ontology annotation, molecular function: phosphopantetheine binding; 3-oxoacyl-[acyl-carrier-protein] synthase activity; fatty acid synthase activity. Bases 1 to 6564 code for a protein of 2187 amino acids. The record is from RefSeq and is a predicted model, not a curated record. The transcript is spliced from 5 exons. Lineage: Eukaryota; Fungi; Ascomycota; Sordariomycetes; Diaporthales; Cryphonectriaceae. Gene Ontology annotation, biological process: secondary metabolite biosynthetic process; fatty acid biosynthetic process.